This is a messenger RNA of Larimichthys crocea (large yellow croaker), 3905 nucleotides long. RefSeq names its product diphthamine biosynthesis 6 (gene dph6). The record is from RefSeq and is a predicted model, not a curated record. Bases 94 to 2208 code for a protein of 704 amino acids. Gene Ontology annotation, biological process: protein histidyl modification to diphthamide. NCBI's taxonomy places the organism in Eukaryota, Metazoa, Chordata, Actinopteri, Sciaenidae. Gene Ontology annotation, molecular function: diphthine-ammonia ligase activity. The transcript is spliced from 15 exons.
CGCUCACAUGUUGUUUACAAGCAGCGGUUGCUAAGCGCAGCGCGGGUUGUCACGUUGUGCACGAUUAUAACAGAUUAUAACAGGUUAUAUUUGAUGUCAUUUGGCUUUUGGGGCGGAAAUAAGAAGAUGAAAGUGGUCGCGUUGAUCAGUGGGGGCAAAGACAGCUGCUACAACAUGAUGCAGUGUGUAGCUGCUGGGCACCGGAUCGCAGCUCUGGCCAACCUCCGUCCUGCUCACACAGAUGAGUUGGAUAGCUACAUGUACCAGACAGUGGGUCACCAGGCCAUAGAGCUGUAUGCUGAAGCCAUGGAUCUGCCCCUGUAUAGACGCACCAUCCAGGGCUCUAGCCUGGACACCGGCAGAAACUACAGUAAAACAGAGGGGGAUGAGGUGGAGGACCUGUAUGAGCUGUUGCACCUUGUUAAGGAAAAGGAGGGUGUCGAGGCAGUGUCUGUAGGGGCCAUUCUCUCCGAUUACCAGAGGGUCCGCGUGGAAAAUGUAUGUUUGCGGCUAGGUCUGCAGCCUCUGGCCUACCUGUGGCGCCAAGACCAGGAAUCCCUGCUCCAUGAAAUGAUAUCAUCUGACCUCCAUGCUAUCCUCAUCAAAGUUGCCGCCUUCGGCCUGGAUCCAGAGAAGCACUUAGGAAAACCUCUGGCUGACAUGGAGCCCUAUCUGAAACAGCUGUCCCAGAAGUAUGGAGUUCAUAUUUGUGGAGAAGGAGGUGAAUACGAAACCUUCACCCUUGAUUGCCCCCUCUUCAAAAAGAAGAUGGUUAUCGAUGCAGCGGAGACAGUGAUCCACUCAGCAGAUGCCUUCGCUCCAGUCGGCUACCUGCGCUUCACCAAGAUGCACACAGAGAGCAAAGACAGCGAUGUGGUGGCGAGAGCUUUGCCCCAUGGUAGUUGUCCUUGCCAGAGCGCCAUUGACAAGAUGACUGAGGAGGUGGAAUAUGCUGAUCAAGCCGAAGACAACCAGCAAGAAUUUACAUCAAAUUGUGACCUUAGUUGUCAGCGGGGCCACGAUCUUGCUCCGUCUUGCUCGCCAAGAAGCUCCAGAGGCUAUCAGUGGAUCUGUAGCAUCAACGGCCUACAGAGCCAAGAACCCAGCAUCCAGGGCCAGACACAGGCAGCUUUCACACAGCUGCAAAGUGAGUUGGACAGCAAAGGCUGGAAGAUGGAGGACAUUAUCCUGGUCCACCUGUAUGUGAGGUGCAUGGAAGACUUUGUUGAACUCAACAAAGUCUACAAGAAACACUUUGGCAUGAACCCUCCAGCCAGGGUGUGUGUUGAGGCUCCUCUACCUGCUGAUCAGCUGCUGCAGAUGGAUUGCUUGCUCCAUGACUGGAUCAAGCCCCCUGAGGAAGGCUGCUUCCACCAGAGGGAAGCCCUGCAUGUCCAGAGUCUGUCCCACUGGGCCCCAGCCAACAUUGGGCCUUACAGCCAGGCCCUCAGGGUCGAUCAGUUGGUUUUCUGUGCAGGCCAAAUAGCCUUGGUCCCCUGUACUAUGCAGCUGGUGAAGGCUGGCACCAGGACCCAGGCCCAUUUGUCCUUCAGCUAUGUGAAGAAGGUUCUGGAGGCGGUGAUCGGCAGUCUAACUCUAGCUCACGUCAUUCAGGCCCACUGUUACACCACAAGACACCAAGACAUCCCCAUCAUCAGGGCCGUCUGGGAGACCAUGCUGAGGGCCGCAGAGGAAGAGAAGGAUUUGUCAUGGGAACCUGAGAGCGAACCUGCGCCAUUAUUGGUCGUUACGGUACCUGCCUUACCCAAGGGAGCAGCUGUUGAGCUUCAUGUAACUGCAAUUCAAGAUGAUCCCACCAAAAGGACUUCAUGUCACGUGACUACAAAGGUGGCGUGCGGAACCAUACAGUGCCGCACUGUAACGUCUGCUGACAUGUGUAGUGCUUCCCUUUCAAUUUCCGUUGCUGCGCCCGGCGACAACCUGGAGGUCACCGGCGUGAAGGACGUGACGGAAGCAGUCGGCGCCACAUUUAAGAAAGCCGUGGAGAAGAUGGAGGCUGAGCUGGUGCCACUGUGUGCCAGGGUGUUCUACAAGUGCAACCACUCAGCGGUUCAGCAGAUUAUUAAAGGACUUGAAGAAAGUCUGAGAAGCUCUCUAGGAGAUUACAGCCCGUCCGUGACCCUGGUUCCAGUCCUGGACUUGCCAGACUCCCAGAUCCUCCACCUGUCCUGCUGGCUCAGUUUAUAGAAACACAGCCAGAGUCAACAACCAGACUGCAGUCAUCCAAAGCACUGGAAUUCUGUGGGGCUUUUCUCGAGGCGCGACUCUGACAGCCUCAACACCUAAUGACUUACAACAGGGCAUCAGUAAAUGCGGAAAAGAAAAAAACGACAUAACUGCUCACGCAUCCUGACUGUUUAUCACUGCUGAUUGUUGAAAUGCAAAAGCUGCGUCUGUCUUUAAAUGGUUUUGAUGAUGUGCCGUUUUUAAGAUGUGUUUAUUCCACUCCAUAUCCCAGAACUUAAGCCAAUAACUCACUUUGUCCUCCACCGGAGGUGUAUACUGCAGCAGCUGUUACUCUGCUUUGGAAAUGAGUCUUAUGGAACUCCUAUAAGAUAAAGCUGCAUACCAGAGGACCGGAGACCACAGCCUAGAAAAGGUGACACCACCCGUGUCUCAUCCCACGAGGCGAUAAACUGUAUCCCCUGAUAUCCCACUGUUUUCUUGUGGAAUUUCUCUUAGCACGCCAGCUAACACCCCUCAUAAAGGCCUAGCGCCACCACUGACACCAUCUGUUCAGUUGUAAACCUAUAGAUUUACUGUGUGACCGGUUUGUGGCUGUGUGUAAUGCGUGCGGAUGAGGUGACUGUGUUUCUCCCUCUCAUGCUCCAUGGGAUUCAAGGUGUGUUAUUAUUGUGUAAUAGGCAAUCAGCGCAGAGCACCUGAAAAGAUUAAGCCUCUUUAUGUUUUCUAUUGAUUCUACGGCAACCUGGUUAAUAGGAAAGGGACAACACACAGCUGCGGGGCAGGUGUGUGUUGUUCCUCUCUCAGUGUGUGUGUGUUGGGGGUGUCAAUGGACACAUUGUGACGACGUGGGAAGAAAAUAACACUAUUAACCAUUGCUCCUGGAACAUUUCUUUUCUCAAAGAUCAUGAACCGUAUUGAUGAUCUGAGUUGGAAUGCAUCUUCACUUGGGCUAUUCUCUUUUCAUCGCGCUUGUGACGGCGGGAUAGUGGAGUGGGCUUAUUGAUCUUCACCAACCACGAUGUUGUUUUGAUUGUUGUUAUCAAAAAUUGAACAAUAGAGGCGGCCAAUAGAGCCUGAAGAUUUUUUUUUUUUUUUUUUUUUUGAGGGUUGAAAAAAUACAAAACAAGCAAUUAUUUAUGAGAGCGAGCAAAGCCAAUGCCCCAUAAAUAUACAGUGCGUGUUAAUGUUCACCUGUUUGGUUUUUAAAGGGCCCUACCAGGGGGAGAUUCAGAAUCUUUGAAUAAUGCAGCUGUACAAUAAGUACUGUGAUAUUGGUAUUUUUUAGUACUUUUAUACCUCCGGUCAAGUCAACACCUAUAAGUUUCAUCCCCAAAUAUUUGAUUAUAUUUCACAGUUUUCAAUAAUAGUAGCUGUUGAACUUCUAUAGAUUUGGCAGUGGCACAGAUUGUCAGUUUUUUUGUAGAGAGAUAUCCUUCCGAGAGUGUUUUCUUCGCACUCGUUUGUUUUUAUUUGUGAAUGUGUUUCAGAACAGUUUGAAUGCCAAACAGGGUGUUGCCGAGCAAGGCUUUGCUGAACAAGCAUGUAUGUUCAGCAGCCUUACCCACUAAAUAAUGGCUUACAAGAGAGAUUGAAAAAAAAAAUGCUUUUGUCCAAAUUGAGCAAUGAAAAUAAAGUAACGACCAGCCAAUGGAAAUGUACUAGAUUUAACUUGAUUAAAAUUCCACAUUUGCAAGACA